AUGAAUCAAGGGAAUGGAGAUGCAGCUGAGAAGAGGAGUGAGCCGGCACCAUCCAAGAUUGAAGCAUUGGAUGGCUCCAACUAUGAGGAAUGGAGUGGGCGGAUGAGGAGCGCCUUCAAGCGCUACAAGCUGCUGAAAAUGGCUAUGGGAGAGGAGAAGAUGCUCAACGAAGGAGAUGCCCGCGAUGUGUGGAUUGAGCGGAGCGCGGUGCUGUACGACUUUAUUCUACAGUCGGUCAACAAAGACAUGUUCCAACACAUCAAGGAUUUGGUGGAGCUCGAUGACUCGGGACCGAAGGCGUGGAAGCUGCUACGCGACGUGGUUCAGCCCAACACGCUGCGGAUGGUCAAGGACACCUAUGCGAGGAUGGCAGUGGCGGGCAGCAAGGUGUCGGGGAUGCAGCAGUGCACCAAGAUCAUCUCGGUGCUCGACAACUCGUGGGACAACCUUAUCCCCACCCGCAACGCUCAGCAGAACAAGUGGACGCCUGAGUGGCUACGGCAGCAGAUCCUGCAGGAGGACUUCCGCAGGCGCCACACGGGAGGUGGUGCUGCCAACAAAAUUGCUGAGGGGUAUGGAGCUGCAGGAAGCAGCAGAGGAAGAGGGGGAGGGAGAGGCCGAGGCCGUGGGAGAGGCUUUGGCAGAGGGAGAGGCCGAGGUGACUACAAUGAGGGGCAUGGGAGCUUUGGUGGCAGGAGGAGCACCCGAAUGGAGGGUGCGUGCUAG
Closterium sp. NIES-65 is the source of this 726-nucleotide messenger RNA. The record is from the annotation of a GenBank genome assembly. NCBI's taxonomy places the organism in Eukaryota, Viridiplantae, Streptophyta, Zygnematophyceae, Desmidiales, Closteriaceae.